AUGAAACAUCUCGAAAUCCGUCCAGCUUCCGAAAGCGACUUCACUGCGGUUGUAAAUCUCUCUCGAGUGACUUACGAAGAUAGAUUUGAAGCAGAGCAUGACUGUAUUCCUAACAGAUUUAAGAACUGGCUAACAGAACCGAAACGUUCCUCUUUUGUAGCAGAGCUAGGCGAUCGAGUCGUUGGUUUUCGCACGUUCGUCGUCGUGAACGAAGGGCGUAGUUCGGCAUGCGAUGCCGAGAGGAUUCAUCCCCAGUUUCGACGCCAGGGACUACAGACCCAGUUGGUUGGAACAAACAGAGAAUACGUUCGUGAAAACUACCCUAAUGUCUCCCGAGAGUUAUUCUACGCUCCAAAACAGGUAUAUGCGAGCCGACAAGAACUGUUCGCCGACAAGGUUCUCUUCAAACAAGACACCCUAGCCUACUAUAUCGAUCAGACUAAGUUGGACCUAAAAAAAGUGAACCAGGAACAAGAUCGGCUUGGGGUGCAAGUUAGGUCUUGUAGCAGGGAGGAGUUUGAAGAUGAGAUCAUAUCAGGGGUGUUGUUCCCAAAGGAAGUGUUCACCAUCGAUGGUUUGGCUCUCGAGGCUACGCGCUCGAACGUGGGUGCCAUGCUUAAAGAAGGAGAUAAGAUAAUUGUGGAUAACACCGAGGAUGACGAACCGUUCAAAUCGUUUAGCCACGGGCGUCUGUCUCGCAGGAACAAAUGGCUUCACUGGGAAUGCAAUGUCUAUGCCAAGCAUCACCUUCUCUUCCAAGCGCACGUGCUGGAGCAGGUGAAGUAUGCGAGCGAAGUCUUGUCUCCUGACAACAAUCUCGUCCUCGUUAUUCACUUUCUGUCAGACAGAAGUAUGGUUUCCAGUGGGCGAAAGCUGUUAGAAGGAAUCUUGGCCUAUAAACCCUGCGACUGCCUUAACCUAAAAGAGGAAUACGUACACAAAGAGAGUUUACAUGACGAAAGUGAGAAUGACGAUUCCUUUGACUGAUUAUUAGCUGCAAAUCUAGUUGACCUGAAUUCUUGCCUCAGUUAUAAUUCGUACUUGUGAAGUAAGACAAAACAAUUUUUUUCAUGGAUUUUUUAAGAGGUCACCUCGUGACACAAAAACUUAAAACAUCCGUUUGUAGGGUCGAAUUAUCGUGGCGUGACAAGGCUGCCUUCACCUCGAUGGUUUGAAAUAGCGCGAAAUAGCACGAAAACGAUUACCGAUGACCGAUUAUAGGUGUGUUCGAUUGACGCUAUUCCGGAAUAAGAAUGCACAAAAAUUUUCUGACAAAUCUCUUUUACCAGCAGGUUUCUUAGACCACUGGAAUGCUACAUACAUCUUAAAAAUGCAUUUCAAUUAGAUUUGGAGAUGGUAUGAUGUGAUGAAUUGCCUAAACAGAUAAUUUCUAAACGUUUAUGCCAUUUAUUCUUGUUGUGACGGUCAAACGAACGCGCCCAGUGAAAGUAGAGCAUAUUUUACUUGGGUGACAACAAAUAUCUUAGGGCCUGUUUACAUGGCGGUGGGGGAACCCAGGUAGGUGAGGUAACCCGACUGUCCAUAUAAUCUCUUAUUUUAAUUUGAUCACGUUUACGUGGGGUACGAGGGAUUGUAUGGACAGUCGGGUUAUCCCACCUAAGCGGGUCACCUCACCUACCUGGGGUCCCCCACCUCCAUGUAAACAGGCCCUUGGAAAAAAAAAUGUUACAUGGGACGUUAAUCGGGUCGGGUUUGGGAGGGCGCGUGCCGCAAAGGCAUUCGCAUGUUUGGUUUUAAAUUCAAAGUGAGGUUAAAGUCAUAUCCCACCCCAAAAUUAUCCAAUAGUCAAUACUCUUCAUAGAUGCGCAUUUUGCUGCUGAAAUUGUGAAGCUGUCUGAGCCGGAAUAUUGGUUCUAAGAAAAGUUUCCAGUAUCUAGUUCUAGUCCCAAAAUCGCGACACUUUUUGUGUAACUUGGAGUAGAAGUUUUCCUCCUGUGAUAAAGGAUAAAACGCAGGUGGCGUUCAAAAACUCAAAAUAUCUACAAGUAACAGUUCAGCUUUGAAAUAAAGACGACCACUUUCAAUGUUGCGUUAAUUUUUUUUUCCAUCUUUUUUUUUACCUUUUCCCCUUUUUUUUUGGGAGUCAAUCUUCUCACUGUGUAUCUUUCAUCUCCACUUCACCUUCUUGUAUGCAACAGGACUUGUCCUAGAUAGAGAACUCGAUAGAGUGUGUAUCAGGAAUUUAGUCUGCCUGCGACGGUGGCUAAUUGCAUGGUUUCCCAGGGGUGGAUCCAGGUUUUUUUAAUGGCGGGGGUGGUGGAUGAUAACAAUUGGCCAUCAAACUAUUUUAACUUUUAAGUUGUCCUACGUUUGUCCCAAAACGAGGCGAUUUAGGAAAGACGAAGGCUGGUUGGCGUCACAAGGUUUUUGCGACCCACGCAUUUCUAUAUUUUUUUGGGCCUCACAUAUUUCCGUUUGUUUUUCCACGUAUUAUAUUUUUUAGGUGGGCUGUUCUAAAGGGGGGGGUGGCUAGCCACCCAAUUCACUCCCCGCCUGGAUCCGCCUCCGCUGCCUUCUCCUCCUUCUCCGCCCGAUUUUUAUCAACCGAAACAAAAUAUGCUUGAUUAAUUCAGGUUUUGCAAAAUAAAAAUUAGCGGUACAAUUGUUCUUUUUCUUUCAAUAAAUUUGGGUUUAGUCUUCCUCGAUAAUUAUCGGCAGAAAGCACUGGCGACGAGAAUUGCUUACGAAGGCGACAAUCAGGGAAAAUACAUGACGUAUUGAACUUUCCAAAACAAAAUGGCGGCUGUUGUGUUCCGUCGCAGAAAUGGGAAUAGCGCCUUGCUAGUCAAUCUUUUGAAGAGAGUGUUGCCAUAUAGGAGACGUUCUGUAUCAAAUACACUUUUCUACAGUACAGAAAGUGCGACAUCAAGAUCGGAAGAGUUCAGCCUUCGCUAUCUGGAGGGAAAGCAUGAAGGUGCCUUAUACCAUGGCCGUAUUCUUGAUUAUUGUAUACCUGCCAACUCUUACGCCCUAGGCGUGAGUCUCACGCCUGCGGGUUAAAAACUUCGAUCUCACGUCGGCUCUCGCUUGCGGGCCAAUUUCUCACGCCUGAUUGAAAAAUGUGAGUUGUUGCCGUCUUGCUUGACACAAUUUCCACAAAUAUGUUAACUCAGACCCAUGUAAGGAACGAAAACCAUGUGUAAAAUGAAUAGAUGACAAUACCUUCCUCGCGAUCUCUGAUUUUGUGGAUAAGCGUUUUCUCGAUAACUUCGCCUUCGGCAGACUUCGGACGUCUUCGGAAGACUUCGGACUUCUUCGGGAAUCUUCAGAUAUGAUCGUGUCGUCUUCAAAAAUCCCAGCACUCCCAGGAUAAAAAUCUCUCGCUUAUAUCUCAGAAAAGGUUGGCAGGUAUAUUAUUGGGCCAUUCCAUUUAACAUAUGCACCCCCUAUUGAUGGGCUACAGGAAAAUAGGAAUUUUGCACCUAGGGAAAAUAAGAUUAAAAUGCCAACCCAUUACUCUUUUCAAACACAUAGAGAUUAUAAUGAUCUUCAAUUUGAAGAGAGGUAUCUCCUUCAAAAAUGACUUCUGAAAACUCCCUCUAUAGCUCCCCCUAAAAUUCACCGUUAAUUCAGUAGUGGUGGAGGGGGAGGAUGCAGACUUUGAAUGGGAUAGCCAGUAUUUGUCUCAUUGGUGGAAUUUUAUCAAAGGUAGAUGUUGCUGGGCUGCUUCACAUAAUUGUCAGAUGAUUAGAUACAUCCCCACCAUCGCAUUGGCUGUGUUGUGGUUAGCAUAACUUCAAAAACCCAUCAAUAUCUUUGUGAGCUGCUGGAAACUUCUUACCAACAUUUUCAAUGCUAUACAGCCAUUGAAAUUAAAAACAUUUGUGAAGGAUUUCAUUUAAUCAAAUGAUUCAAAUAGCACUGGCUACCAGUCAUCGAACCAUUUGAUUGGUGGAAGUCUACUGCCAGUUCCAGGUGGUUUUGCUUUUAAAGGUCAUGUAGCAGUUAAAAUUGUAUAAAUUUGUAAUUGCAAUUUGAUUGUAAAAUAGUACACGUUAAUAUAAACCUUGCAAUAGCUGAAACCUUUGACUCAUAUGUUAUCACCUUAUAAACAGGGAUCGCACUAUUUGUCAUGAACAGACCAGAGGCUAAGAAUGCCAUGAGCAAAAAGUUUCUAAAUUUGGUGAGCAUUACUCCUGUAACAUUUACCUUAUUGAUUUGGGAUAACAACAUCCUCGGAGACCCAGGGGCAGAUAGUGGGGACGAGGGAAAGUCUAAACGGGCGGAAAAAUGUGGCACGAAGAAAAAUAAAGAACGGCGAGAAGAGCCCCUGGGGACGAUGUCUUACCAGACCAGUUCCAAACGGUCGCCGCCAUUCUGGCUUCUGAUUGGUGCCAGAAAAACACAAGUUUUCUGGCACCAAUCAGAAGCCAGAACGGGGGCGACCGUUUGGAACUAGUCUGGUAAGACAUUGUCCCCAGGGGCUUUUCUCGCCAUUCUUUACUUUUUUUCGUUCCGUAUAUAUUUUUCCGCCCGUUUAGACUUUCCCUCGCCCCCUUUAUCUGCCCCUGGGUCUCCGAGGAUGGGAUAACAAGAGUUUUAAUCUGGGAUUUACUCAGAUGUUGAAGACCCUAGUUUAUAAUAACCACUAAAAAAGACUGGUGGCAAAGAGUAGAAAAGAUGCACAAAAAUGAGAUGGCAUCACAAACAGUUUCGAGUCUUAAAGAUCUGGCUCCAGGUGUUCAAACACUGGAUAGCGCUAUCCACCUGGCCUGGGUUGUUCAAACGUUGGAUAGUGCUAUCCAUCGGAUAAAUCACUAUCCACUGGAUAGCGAUCGAUCCGGUGGAUACCACUAUCCACAUUUUGAACAACUGGGGCCAGAUUAAUAGCUAUCUAGUGGAUAAGUGUUAUGGAAACUAAUUGCGUUUUCCAAUACAUAGAGAUUUAGCCAGUGGAUAGUGCCAUCCACCUUUCGAACCACUGGAGCCAGAUCACAAUUUUCUGAAACUCAAAGGGCUGGUGGCAUAGCUUGUCUAGAAAAGAAUUUAUCUUCUUAAAAUAACCUUCUUAGAAGUGCUAUAGUACCAAGACUUGUUGUAAAUAACAUAAGUAAAGACUUUCUUCAUCAAAUUAGCUGUCUCUGACUUAAAAGAUUAAUAACUGCAUUCACACUUUAACAGUGAUAUAAUUUAUGCAGGCUGCAACAUUGUGUAGAAUAACACAUGAUGGAAAAAUAUACCAAUAAUUUGUUAUUUGAAGCAAAGGUCUCUUUUACUGUGUAUCUCACAAAAUUGGAACACCAGAAACAUUUCAGGAAUGUUUUUUGUGUGCAAUCAGUGUAAUCAAUCAGGCAUGGGAAAAAUAAACUGCAGGUAGUAGUAAUUUUGGCUUGCUUGCUUGUUCUGAUCUCACUGUGAUUGGCAAUACACAAUAAACAUUACAAAAUAUUUAAGGUGUUCAUGGUUCUAUUAUUUUGACAGUAAUUAAAAUCUCAGUGCAUGAGGUAGAGGGUGUGAGUACUGUAAACAUUACUUCUUUAAGUCAAAACCCUUGAUAGAGCACGCAUAAAGAUAAAAGUGUUUGCCCAAAAUUAACAAUUUAUUAAAUCCUCUUUUGAUAAGUUCACAGAAGCCCUUACUUGUGUGAAGUUUGACAAGAAUGUUCGAACAGUUAUCUUCAAGAGUGAUGCACCAGGUAUGACAUUGAAUUCAUUGAACUUAAAGAUUCACUUUCUAAGUGAUAUUCAUCUUAUCAGUAUGGCAUUAUUUAACACUUUAGAGUGAAUAAUGGAGUCUUGUAACUAAAGGUAGUUCUAACUUUUGAGUCUAUGGACAAAAUCCUGAGGUUUAACCAUUCAAAUGAAACCUCUUCGGCUUUAUUUUCACAUUGCACUAUUUAUACUACUACAUGACAAAUUUCUGCAAUUUGAUUGGCUUAGAGCAGUGGUAUUUCAGCUUAAUUUGAAAUACCUACAUGUGAAAAUUACAAACCUUCUAUGGGUAGUAGUAUAAACAAACAAUGGCAUGAUUUGUACGUGAUAUUUGGCAUAAAUACCACUCGUGAUAUUUCAAAAUUGUCUCAAAUUUCACUCGCCUGACGACUCGUGAAAUUAUGUAUAACAAUUUUGAAAUAUCACUUGUGGUAUUUAUGCCAAAUAUUACUACAAAUCAUGCUAUUACCUAUACUAACUUUCUAACUUUUGGGAGUUGAAGUGGUAAAUGCUUUUUCCCCCAGUGAUUUGCAGCUUUUUGUUAUGUCCAGGUAUAUUUUGUGCUGGUGCUGAUCUUAAAGAAAGAGCCACGAUGCCUGAGCACGAAGUUGGUCCUUUUGUAUCAAGAGCAAGAGCUGCAAUAAUGGAACUAAAUAACCUGCCCAUGCCAACCAUCGCUGCACUGGACGGUCACGCCCUGGGUGGGGGUCUAGAAAUGGCCCUGUCAUGUGACUUCAGGGUUUCUGCAGAUAAUGCCAAAGUGGGCCUGACUGAAACGCGCUUGGCAAUUAUUCCUGGAGCAGGUAAUAUCCGCCAAAAUUUAGCCUCGUGUAGUCUAGGAAACUCUGAAAAAACUUGUUGAAAGAAGACGCAAACAAGCGAUUAACAAGUUAAUUACAGUCAAACCCGCUUUACGGACGCCCGCUUAAUACGGACACCUCAAUAUUAAGGACAGUUUUCUUUGUCCCUGAGGAAAGAAAACUCCUACAUUUUCUCUAAAUUCAACUCGCUUAAUAACGACACCCAAGUAAUACAAACACUUUCUAUGACCCCCUCAGUAUCCGUAUUAUCGGGGUGUGACUGUACUACCGUCAUCGAAAGGACGUCUCUGCCAAACGCACAAGCCUACAGAAAUGGCCCUAUUUCCCCGCGUUUUGCAGUCAAACACGAAGCGCAAGACACGCUCGUUGUGGAUGGCUCGCCUUCCACCGUCGCGCUUGUCUCGGGCUCCACCCCUGCUUCGCGCUUGUCUUUGCUCGCCUGAAAAACGCGAAAAAUAACGGUUGCUCUGCAUGCCAAAAAGCACUAACCCGCUCUGAUUUCGCCAGCUACGCGGACCAUAAUUUUGAUCUUAACUUUUUCAAGCAUUUUUCUUUCAGGCGGAACACAGCGUCUACCUAGACUAAUUGGUGUAUCUAAAGCCAAAGAAAUGAUCUUUACUGGAAAGAUGAUCAGUGGAGUAGAAGCCGAGGAAAUAGGCUUAGCAGAUUAUGCUGUUGAACAGAACGAAAACGGCGAUGCAGCUUAUCAAAGAGCCCUCGUAUUGGCUGAAGAGAUUCUACCUGGGGGACCUGUGGCAGUUCGAAUGGCAAAAUUGUCAAUAAAUAGAGGCAUGCAGGUGGGUAUACUUGACUUACUCGGCAUGUACUAAAACCGGACCUCCGGAUCACUCCAGAACACCCCUGGGACAAGUCAGUAUAAUCUGGAACAACAUGGUAAACCUAGCAGGCAGGUGAAUUCUACCUUUCUCCACACUUGGGUUGUACUAAUACCCGGAACACCUGAACACUCCGGAACAUCCCUGGGACAACCCGGAACACUCCGGAACAACCCGGCUAACCUGGUAUGCGGGUGAAUUCUAAGUUUCGCCACACUUGUGAGGUACUAAUACCCGGAACACCGGAACCCAAAACACCCCUGGGUCAACUCUGUACAAUCUGGAGCAACCUGGGAAACCUAGCAUGCGCCACGCUUGGGAUGUACACCAAUAUACAGAACACCGGAGCACCCCCGAGACAACCCGGAACACUUCGGGAAAAAACCGGAUAACCUGGUAUGCGGCUGAGUACUAACUUUCGCCACGCACGGGACGUAGAAAUACCCGGAACACUAGAACACCACAAAACACUCCGGGAUUAAACCCUCUUGUAAGUUACCACUAAAUCUUGGCAUUUUGAGUUGUCGCUUACGCCAGGUUACCCUGGGUGCCAGAGACUUUUCAUGCGCGGUUUCCGGUUUCGUUCAAGUCUUAAAAAGUGACCCACGUGAAAAGUUUUUGCUCGCGGCUCUUGUCUUCGGCCUGUGGCCGGCGAAGCCUCUCGUCACACGUGAGAAAAAAAUCUCUGGUACCCAGGGUAACGCCAAGUUCGACUAUACUUAACUUACCAACACCAUGUUGUUGUUGUUAUUUUAACUCCAGGUUGACCUUACUUCUGCCAUGUCAUUUGAGGAGACCUGCUACGCACAGGUACAUCUAUAUUUGGUAAAAUCUAGCGCUGGGGCAAGAAUGUUAUGGAGAGUUUAUUAGAAACCUUUAAAUUUUAGAACGAGGACAAGAUUAAACUUAUAUAUUUUUUCGCGUAUUCUCAAAAACAGUAUUCAUCCCGGAAAGCUUCACUGUUGUUGUUGUUGUUGUUGUUUUGUUUUCUUUUUGUCGUUGUUUCGUUUUUGUUUUUGUUUUUGUUUUUUUUUUUCACCAGAUCUCCCAAUCGCAAAUUGAUCAAACUUCUAUUAUUUGCUUACUUAUCUCCGUCACUGCGACAUUCUCGCUAAAAAUCGUAGUAGAACGACGACCGUCAUCAUUCGACCUAACGACAAGUCUACGCUUGACAUUUUGACACAUAACGAAAAAAAGGGAACAAAAUUUUAAAAAGAGGGCCGCCAAUACGAACAAAACCUCGUAGUUCCUUGUGGCUGAAAUUUUUGACAUUUAUUUUCGCAGGUAAUACCGACAAAGGAUCGUUUGGAAGGACUUCGUGCAUUCAAAGAAAAGAGAACACCGCAAUACACGGGAGAAUAACAAAGCUAUUUCUUUAUUUAAUUUCAAAAAAUUAAUAAAGAAAUCGACACACGAUACCGAAGCAUUCAGAAGUUUCCCUAAAGCCAUGGACUUUAAAAAUGGAUCUUAAUUGUUUUGAGAAAACAAAUUGCACCAACUCAAAGGAAAAUUUUUAAGAGUAUUGGCGUCGCUGUUUUAAAAAGAAAGUAAUUAUACUUCCCAAACUGGAGAAACCUAUUAAAAUGCUCACCAUCAGCUUGGCGAAUAAGUCGGUUUAUCCCCUUUAAGUCGACUCAUAAAUAGCAAGAUAAAGCAAAGAGACAUCUGGUUAUUUGCUCAGCUUGGCAAGACACGGUACCUCUUCACUUAGCCAGCGAGUUGCGCGUGCAACCAACCCCCAACAUUAAUCCAGUCACAAUCAGUUUUAUUCCCAAUUUAUAUCGUGGAGUUAUUUACAUGUAUUAUAAGGCUCAUAUUGACAAUUUUCUGUAAGCUUACAUCUACUAAAAAGCUCGC
Molecule: messenger RNA, 9186 nt
Organism: Porites lobata
Lineage: Eukaryota; Metazoa; Cnidaria; Anthozoa; Scleractinia; Poritidae
Source: the annotation of a GenBank genome assembly